AUGGACGGAGGCGCUGCACUGCAGCCCUCGCUCCGAGAGCAGUUGGAGGCACCAGUCCCGGUAGGAGCUAUCCGAGGGACGAGCCAGACAGGGACCUUCAGGUCUAAGAGUUUACCCAUUCUGCACAGCACCUCCUGCCGGCAGAACCUCAGUCCUGCGAGUGCAGACGGACAGAAGGCCUUGGGCUGCACUGAAGCGUUGGGUCAUCAGGAGUUGCGGCCAGGCCGGAACCCAGUGGUACCUAGCCAGUCUGCCCCAUCCACUUCGGCAGGGAUGACCGCAGGACUCGUGGACUGUAACCACAGGAUGGACCCCAGCAAAACUGUGUCCGUGUCCUCCACUCUGGCCACGCUCCAGAAGAGAAGGUGCCUCUACAUGGUCCUUACCGAUUCCCGCUGCUUCCUGGUUUGCAUGUGUUUUCUGACCUUCAUCCAGGCAUUAAUGGUCUCUGGGUACCUAAGCAGUGUCAUCACCACCAUUGAAAGGCGCUACAGCCUGAAGAGUUCUGAGUCAGGGCUGCUGGUCAGCUGCUUCGACAUCGGGAACCUGGUGGUAGUGGUGUUUGUCAGCUACUUUGGUGGCCGAGGGCGAAGACCCCUGUGGCUGGCGGUGGGUGGACUCCUCAUCGCUAUAGGAGCUGCAGUCUUCGCCCUACCUCACUUCAUCUCCCCUCCCUACCAGAUCCAAGAGCUGAACGCUUCAGCCUCCAACGAUGGCCUGUGUCAGAAUGGCAACUCCACCGCCACCUUGGAGCCUCCCCCGUGUCCCAAGGACUCGGGAGGAAAUAAUCACUGGGUGUAUGUGGCUUUAUUCGUUUGUGCGCAGGUUCUCAUUGGAAUGGGCUCCACACCUAUUUACACCUUGGGACCAACUUACUUGGAUGAUAACGUCAAGAAAGACAAUGCAUCCUUGUACCUAGCCAUCAUGUAUGUCAUGGGAGCGCUCGGCCCUGCAGCAGGAUAUUUACUAGGUGGACUUCUUAUCGGCUUUUAUGUUGAUCCCAGAAAUCCUGUUCACCUUGACCAGAAUGACCCUCGUUUCAUUGGAAACUGGUGGAGUGGAUUCCUGCUUUGUGCCAUUGCAAUGUUUCUUGUGAUAUUCCCAAUGUUUACUUUUCCAAAAAAGCUUCCACCUCGACACAAGAAAAAGAAAAAGAAAAAAUUUGCUGCUGAUGUCAUUAGUGAUGAUGACGUUAUCAAGGAGAAAACAAACACAAGUGAACAAGUGGAAAAAAAUGUUUCUUCAAUGGGAUUUGGAAAGAACGUCAGAGACCUCCCAAGAGCAGCUGUCAGGAUCUUAAGCAACAUGACAUUCCUUUUUGUGAGUUUGUCAUACACAGCUGAAAGUGCCAUUGUUACAGCUUUCAUUACCUUCAUUCCCAAGUUCAUCGAGUCACAGUUUGGUAUCCCAGCUUCCAAUGCCAGCAUCUACACUGGUGUUAUCAUUGUGCCCAGUGCUGGUGUUGGUAUUGUCCUGGGAGGCUACAUCAUAAAAAAAUUGAAGCUUGGUGCCAGAGAAUCUGCAAAACUAGCAAUGAUCUGCAGUGGUGUGUCUCUGCUGUGCUUUUCAACCCUUUUUAUUGUUGGAUGUGAAAGUAUUAACCUAGGAGGUAUAAACAUCCCUUACACAACAGGACCUUCGCUGACCAUGCCCCAUAGAAAUCUGACAGGAAGUUGCAAUGUUAAUUGUGGUUGUAAAAUACAUGAAUAUGAGCCAGUCUGUGGAUCAGAUGGAAUUACAUACUUCAACCCUUGUCUGGCUGGCUGUGUUAAUAGUGGUAAUCUUAGCACUGGGAUUCGGAAUUACACAGAGUGCACCUGCGUCCAAAGUCGGCAAGUGAUCACCCCACCUACAGUGGGACAGCGCAGCCAGCUCCGUGUGGUCAUUGUGAAAACGUAUCUCAAUGAAAAUGGCUAUGCUGUCUCGGGGAAGUGUAAACGGACCUGCAACACCCUUAUCCCAUUCUUAGUUUUUCUUUUCAUAGUCACCUUCAUCACAGCAUGUGCCCAACCAUCAGCCAUUAUAGUGACACUCAGGUCUGUGGAAGAUGAGGAAAGACCCUUUGCGCUGGGAAUGCAGUUUGUUUUGUUGAGAACACUUGCAUACAUUCCUACUCCGAUUUACUUUGGAGCUGUAAUCGACACCACCUGUAUGCUCUGGCAGCAGGAAUGCGGAGUGCAGGGCUCGUGUUGGGAGUACAACGUGACGUCGUUUCGUUUUGUCUACUUUGGUUUGGCGGCCGGUCUCAAAUUUCUUGGCUUUAUUUUUAUUUUUCUGGCCUGGUACUCUAUCAAAUACAAGGAGGAUGAACUACAGAGGCAGAGGUGCCGAGAAUUCCCUCUGAGCACUGUGAGCGAGCUAGUGGGUCAGCCCAGCAAAGCUGAGAAAUAUGCCCGGACUACAUCGUGCCCAGCCUUCAGCACCCAGGGAGAAGUCCAUGAUGAAACUGGCCUGCAAAAGGGAAUGCCAUAUUCCCCACAGACCUAUCCUGGGCCUUUCUCAGAAGCAAUAAGUUCCUCUGCAGACCCGGGGCUGGAAGAUAGCCCUGCUCCUCUGUAGAGGCUCCGCAGAAGCUUGGAAAAGAAAGACGUUUUGUUGGUUGAGUUGUAUACGGCGACUUGAGAAACACCCGUGCCUUCUUUCUUCUUUCUAAACCACUACAGACACAAUCCUCGAACCAACAAAACUCAGUAUACACAGCCACUAUUGAUUGAGGGCUGGAUACCUCAACAAGAUUGAGAGCCUUUCCUCUCUUCUCUUUAGGGAGGAGUUUAGAUAGAUAGGUCUUUACUAUCCCU
Molecule: messenger RNA, 2798 nt
Organism: Nannospalax galili (Upper Galilee mountains blind mole rat)
Lineage: Eukaryota; Metazoa; Chordata; Mammalia; Rodentia; Spalacidae
Gene: Slco5a1
Product: solute carrier organic anion transporter family member 5A1
Exons: 9
Coding region: 1-2559 (852 amino acids)
Biological process (GO): transmembrane transport; sodium-independent organic anion transport
Cellular component (GO): membrane
Molecular function (GO): protein binding
Source: RefSeq, a predicted model, not a curated record